Messenger RNA from Trichomonas vaginalis G3, 678 nucleotides. RefSeq lists its product as uncharacterized. The record is from RefSeq and is a predicted model, not a curated record. The transcript has a single exon. Gene Ontology annotation, molecular function: protein binding. The coding region runs from base 1 to 678 and encodes 225 amino acids. NCBI's taxonomy places the organism in Eukaryota, Parabasalia, Trichomonadida, Trichomonadidae.
AUGUUAGGUGAAGAUCAAGUGAAGAAAAGAGCCCCAUCUACUAUUAAAAUUUUAACGGAAGAUACAAUUAAGAAGAGAGCUAAUGUUCCAAACAUCCAGGAAGUUAAAAACUUAAAUAUGUGGGGUUUAAAUCUUACAGAUGUUAGCAUUAUAGAGAAAAUGCCUGCUCUUGAGAAUAUUGCACUCUCAGUAAACAAAAUUCAAACAUUAAAACCAUUUGCAGCAUGCACAAAACUCAGAGAAUUAUUUUUAAGAAAUAAUUUAAUCAGUGAUUUUGAGGAGAUCGGAUAUCUUGUCAAUUUAAAGCAUUUACGAACAUUAUGGCUUAGCGAAAAUCCUAUUUCUAAAGAACCAAAUUAUCGUUCUAGAGUUAUUCAAAUGUUACCACAAAUCACAAAACUUGAUGAAAGCGAUGUUACAGCGGCUGAUAGAAUACCUGUCGAUAAGAUUCCAUCUGAAAGAAUUUCUCCUCAACAGCAAUAUUCAAAGGCUGAUAUUGAAUCUUUACCUCCUGUUCCACUAAAGCAAGAAUAUAAGCCACCUUCAGCACAUCGUAGUGUAAGCAAACCAAGAAAGAACGAUGCACCUGUGCUAACAGCUGUUCUUUCUUUACUUCCAGAAUUAUCUAUUGAUUCACUUGAAAUUGUACUUCACAAGAUUCGUGAUUUAACUCAAUAA